Molecule: messenger RNA, 1642 nt
Organism: Fomitiporia mediterranea MF3/22
Lineage: Eukaryota; Fungi; Basidiomycota; Agaricomycetes; Hymenochaetales; Hymenochaetaceae
Exons: 3
Coding region: 90-1271 (393 amino acids)
Source: RefSeq, a predicted model, not a curated record
CGGGCACAUACCACCAUCACUUGCGCUGCGGGCAACAUAGCAAGCAGGCAAUUUAGCGUUGGUAUAGACACAAGCGCAUAUUUAGAAUAAUGCCAGGACCAACUGUGUACGUCGUCGUGGUGGCAGUUGUUGGCGCUGUCGCCGUUGGUUUCGCAUUGAAGGAGCUUGUAUUUGAUCCGUACGUUACGCCUCAAUUUACGCAGUGGCGUGAGGAGCGCAGGGCUCGCAAUGAAGAACGGCGACGUCGCCGACAACCUGCACCUCCACAUUUCACACACGAGGCAAGUCCAGUACGCAGCAGGGCAUCGACACAUGAGAUGCAAGACAUGGGCCUGUCCGGGAGCAGAGGAGAUAGCAUAAAUGUACCCUUAAGUAGUGGACUUCGACUCAGACGCAGCAACGCCGGUGUGUCAAAUGUCGAAGGUUCGACGGUACAAGCGCCCGGGCCCAUGGAUGCUCCCUCUGGAGACAAUAUUCCUUAUACACCACUCGCGCCUGAGCGAAACCCUUGGACAGACCCACAGUCGUCACGCUCGUCGACGCUCUCACCAUCACCUUCGCGUUCGCCGUUUGAGCUGGGCUCGGAAUCGGCAACGCUUCCAUCAACUUCCCCGAGGAUCGAUGACCUUUCUUUGGGUUCAUCCCGAGCAUCAUCCCCGCGCAUAAUUUCGCCACCGCGUAUUCAAUUGCCUACUCCUUCCGAGUCUGUUUCGGAGGAUAAUGCAGUACCUCGCCCAGGAUCACCAGAGACGCAUCCCGACUUACUCGAGUGGUCUGCUGUCGAGUCUGUCUCAUCACACAGCGGGCAUAGUGCACCUGCAAGCGAACUUCAGCAAUCCCAGACACUUUUGCUGGACCCACAUUCGGAUGUACAUGCUUCAGCAAUGUCGAGGACGGUUACCGAUACAUCCGCGUCAUUCAUGACCGCGCAAUCUCCUUCUACAGAAUUCCGCUCUUUCCCACCUAGCGCACUAACUUCACCGUUCUCCGAAACCUUCGCGCUCUCGGGAGAAGAGGAUAUGUACUCUCUUCCGUCGCACGUUUCGUCCUCCGAAUCUUUACCUGUAUUUGCCGCUCCUGAGGAUGAUGGCCGAGACGGGCUAACAUUCGUGGUCGGAAACACCGCCGAACAUCGCGGAGACUCUCAUUUUGAUGAUUCCUUGAGCGAUGAUGGUUCGGCUGGAAGCGGGUCCAGUGGCGGCUUCAGCGAUGAAAGUUGGUCUGAAUUCGGCGAGCCGUCCCAUGAUGGCGCCACGUCUCCGCGCCACUGAUGAGUGAAUCAAUUGAUACUAGUCAGUGUCGAUUCGAUGCGUUGCAAAAUACGACCAGUUUAACGAUUUAAGGUAGUAUCGCAUUUACCCCACAUCCACAUUGCUCUGUGGCAUUAACGUUCACCGUACGCACUAUACUCUGUCCACUACUGGUUUGGGCGUCGUUCUUCCCGCUUGUUAAUUUCUUUCAUACUUUUUCUGAUGACUACCAUCCACCUUGACACUGUUCCUGCUCUUCAGUUCUUAUUCUUUUGCUGGCAUACAUGGUCUCACCAGAGUUUAGUUCUUGUUUCUGUUCAUGUUGUAUCUUACUACGUGUACCACUGAGCAAUCAGCAUCUGCAACAUCAUUAACCGAGAGGUGCACCCCAC